GCGGCGGCGGCGGCACCAUGGGCCGGGCCCGGCGCUUCCAGUGGCCGCUGCUGCUGCUGUGGGCGGCCGCGGCGGGGCCAGGGGCCGGACAAGAAGUACAGACAGAGAACGUGACAGUGGCUGAGGGUGGGGUGGCUGAGAUCACCUGUCGUCUGCACCAAUAUGAUGGAUCUAUAGUUGUUAUCCAGAACCCGGCUCGGCAGACCCUCUUCUUCAAUGGCACCCGAGCCCUGAAGGAUGAGCGUUUUCAGCUUGAAGAGUUCUCCCCACGUCGGGUGCGGAUCCGGCUCUCAGAUGCCCGCCUAGAGGAUGAGGGUGGCUACUUCUGCCAGCUCUACACAGAAGACACACACCACCAGAUCGCCACGCUCACUGUGCUAGUGGCCCCGGAGAAUCCUGUGGUGGAGGUCCGAGAGCAGGCGGUGGAGGGCGGCGAGGUGGAGCUCAGCUGCCUGGUUCCUCGAUCGCGUCCCGCCGCGGUCCUGCGCUGGUACCGCGACCGCAAGGAGCUGAAAGGCGUGAGCAGUGGCCAGGAAAAUGGCAAGGUGUGGAGCGUGGCGAGCACCGUGCGGUUCCGCGUGGACCGGAAGGACGAUGGCGGCAUCGUCAUCUGCGAGGCGCAGAACCAGGCGCUGCCCUCGGGACACAGCAAGCAGACGCAGUACGUGCUGGACGUCCAGUACUCCCCGACGGCCCGGAUCCACGCCUCCCAAGCCGUGGUGAGGGAAGGGGACACGCUGGUGCUGACGUGCGCCGUCACGGGCAACCCCAGGCCGAACCAGAUCCGCUGGAACCGGGGGAAUGAGUCUCUGCCUGAGAGGGCGGAGGCCGUGGGGGAGACACUCACGCUUCCCGGCCUGGUUUCUGCGGAUAACGGCACCUACACCUGCGAGGCGUCCAACAAGCACGGCCACGCGAGGGCGCUCUACGUGCUGGUGGUCUACGACCCUGGUGCGGUGGUAGAAGCCCAGACGUCGGUUCCUUACGCCAUUGUUGGCGGCAUCCUGGCGCUACUGGUGUUUCUGAUCAUAUGCGUGCUAGUGGGCAUGGUGUGGUGCUCCGUGCGACAGAAGGGCUCCUAUCUGACCCAUGAGGCCAGUGGCUUGGAUGAGCAGGGCGAAGCAAGAGAAGCCUUCCUCAAUGGCAGCGAUGGGCAUAAAAGGAAAGAAGAGUUCUUCAUCUGACCCCACCCCCACCCCAGGCCUGGGCCUGGGCCGGGUCCCCCCCUACUGCCAGCUGCAAGGAACCAGCAAAGACAUUACCAGAGUCUGGGAUGGUGGGCUUCCCCCUCACCACUAACACCUCAGAUGCUUGGGCAGGGAUGGGGGAUUGGAUACCUGGAUCUGUGCUAGGGCCAGAAGUGAGGGCCCCCGAGGUCCGGGUCCCCCAGGGGGCAGGGGCCAAAGGUCCACCCCCAAGUCCAGGGAGGGCAGUAGGGAUUGGGUUGUGGGAACAUAACUGGGGGAAAGCCAGGGCCCCUAGGCUAGAGAACCAGGUCUUGUGGGGAGGGAUCAGAUUCUGGGAAGGGAGGGGUGGGCAGGGAAGGGGAAUACAGAUUUCUUUGGGGGUCCCAGACCCCAUGCCAGCCAUUGUAAGAGUUCCACAGAGCUCUGGGCACCUCUUUGCAAAGCCAUGUUUGCACGGUGGGGGGACGGGUGGGGGGGCGGGCCUGGAAACAGGAUUCUGUGUCUUUGUGUCAAAACUUUGAUGGGGGCAGUGAGGGAGGCAGCCCCAGCUCUAUCCCCAACCCCCUUCCCUAGGCUCCUGGGCUCCCUGUCCCUCCACCUCCUCCUGAUGUCUGUCCCACCCAUAUUUGUCCACCCACUCCUGGGGGGGCCUUCCCCAUCUCUCCUCCAGGCCCCCCGGGGAGGAGAAAGGAGUUUGGGGGGAGGGUGCGUGGUCUCUAUGGUUUUAUAUAUAAUAUAUUAAAAAUUCAAAAAUCUGUAUGAAAUAUCAGAUUGCACCCCCUACCCCCCUAUUCCUGGCUUUUGCCCCCUUUUUCUUGUUUAAAAAAACACACAUUUUUGUACGGGGAGGGGAAAGGGAGGGGGUUUGGCAAUCCCACUAACCACCAUUAAACUGAGGAGAGAAC
Dipodomys spectabilis (banner-tailed kangaroo rat) is the source of this 2092-nucleotide messenger RNA. It is a transcript of the gene Cadm4, whose product is annotated as cell adhesion molecule 4. The transcript is spliced from 9 exons. The record is from RefSeq and is a predicted model, not a curated record. Bases 18 to 1184 code for a protein of 388 amino acids. Gene Ontology annotation, molecular function: vascular endothelial growth factor receptor 2 binding. Lineage: Eukaryota; Metazoa; Chordata; Mammalia; Rodentia; Heteromyidae. Gene Ontology annotation, cellular component: cell-cell contact zone. Gene Ontology annotation, biological process: regulation of Rac protein signal transduction; regulation of wound healing; negative regulation of peptidyl-tyrosine phosphorylation.